Mercurialis annua (annual mercury) is the source of this 2041-nucleotide messenger RNA. Its product is annotated as aldehyde dehydrogenase family 7 member B4. The transcript has 15 exons. Lineage: Eukaryota; Viridiplantae; Streptophyta; Magnoliopsida; Malpighiales; Euphorbiaceae. The record is from RefSeq and is a predicted model, not a curated record. Gene Ontology annotation, molecular function: aldehyde dehydrogenase (NAD+) activity. Bases 260 to 1786 code for a protein of 508 amino acids.
UCCAUACUCGGAAUGCAAAUACAAACAGAAACAGUUGCUUCUUCUUCCACGUCUCUCUGUCUCAGCAUACUUACUCCCAAUCAUAACGCCAAAUUCAUCUCCCUCUAUAUAAUAAACACAUCACACACUACCCAUUCUUCCAUUUCUACCUCUUCUUAUUACUCAGACCAAAUCUACAAACCAAAAAAAGCACUCAACUUUCACUUAUUCACCUCUCAAACCACUCCACCCAUUGAUCUUCCCAUUCUGAGAUUCAGAGAUGGGUUUUGCUAAAAAAGAAUAUGGAUUUUUGAGUGAGAUUGGUUUAAGCUCGCGUAAUUUAGGCUGUUAUGUUAAUGGCACUUGGAAAGCAAACGGACCCGUGAUCACCACUCUCAAUCCUGCCAAUAAUCAGGUUAUCGCGGAAGUUGUGGAGGGUAAUGUUGAAGAUUAUGAGGAAGGAAUGAAAGCUUGUUAUGAAGCUUCAAAGAUAUGGAUGCAGGUCCCUGCGCCAAAGAGAGGUGAAAUUGUUAGACAGAUUGGGGAUGCGUUGAGGGGAAAGCUUCAACAGCUUGGUCGUCUUGUUUCGCUUGAGAUGGGGAAAAUACUUCCUGAAGGCAUAGGGGAAGUUCAAGAAAUCAUUGACAUGUGUGAUUUUGCGGUUGGACUAAGCCGGCAGCUGAAUGGAUCAAUAAUACCUUCUGAACGUCCAAAUCAUGCGAUGUUGGAGAUGUGGAAUCCUCUAGGGAUAGUUGGUGUCAUCACGGCUUUCAACUUCCCAUGUGCUGUUCUCGGAUGGAAUGCAUGCAUCGCAUUGGUCUGUGGCAACUGUGUUGUUUGGAAAGGAGCACCAACAACUCCUUUGAUUACUGUAGCAAUGACAAAGCUGGUUGCUGGAGUGUUAGAGAAGAACAAUUUGCCUCCUGCAAUUUUUACAGCCUUUUGUGGCGGUGCUGACAUUGGUCAAGCAAUUGCCAAAGAUACUCGCAUUCCUUUGGUUUCAUUCACUGGGAGUUCAAAGGUGGGCCUGAUGGUGCAACAAGCAGUGAAUCAAAGAUAUGGUAAAUGCUUACUUGAACUGAGUGGAAACAAUGCUAUCAUCGUAAUGGAUGAUGCUGAUAUCCCGCUAGCUGCCCGUUCCAUUUUGUUUGCUGCUGUUGGAACUGCUGGUCAACGCUGCACGACAUGCCGUCGUCUGCUUCUGCAUGAAAGUAUAUACCAGAGUGUACUUGAUCAACUGCUUAAAGUAUACCAACAAGUUAAAGUAGGUGAUCCCUUGGAAGAUGGUACCUUGCUCGGACCACUGCAUACUUCUGAAUCAAGGAAGAAUUAUGAAAAAGGGAUAGAAAUGAUCAAAUCCCAGGGAGGCAAGAUUCUAACGGGCGGUUCAGCUAUAGAAUCUGAAGGGAACUUUGUGCAACCAACAAUUGUUGAAAUAUCUUCGAAAGCAGACAUUGUUAAGGAAGAAUUAUUUGCUCCUGUCCUUUACGUUAUGAAAUUUCAGACUUUACAAGAAGCGAUUGAGAUAAACAAUUCGGUGCCUCAAGGAUUAAGUAGUUCCAUCUUCACCCGUAAACCUGAAAUUAUCUUCAAGUGGAUAGGACCACAGGGAAGUGAUUGCGGCAUUGUAAAUGUAAACAUACCGACGAAUGGUGCUGAAAUUGGUGGUGCUUUUGGUGGUGAAAAGGCCACAGGUGGUGGCCGUGAAGCAGGCAGUGAUUCUUGGAAGCAGUACAUGCGACGCUCCACUUGUACAAUCAAUUACGGGAAUGAACUACCGCUAGCUCAAGGCAUCAACUUCGGCUAGUAGAUAUGCAUGGCAGAGCAGCCUGAUUGCUGAUGGAAUGUUGACAGCAGAGAUCUUGGAACAUGAGCGUCACCGUAACACCGAAGUAAGAAAUAAUGAUGAUAAUAAAAGUAAUAAAGUAGUAAUGCGCAAAGAAAAUGGGAAAUUGUUCCUGCAGUUUAUCUGCUGCUGUAAUGGAUACUGCUGCAUAAGGAAAUUAUUUGACAGAGAAAAGUUGUACUGGUUUUCUUUCCCAAUAAUUAUUAUUUGUGCAAA